AUACGUGUCCAAAUACACAAGUACAACGUACAUCGCACAGAGCUGCUGACUAGCAAAGACAAAAAGAGAAACCGAAAAUGGGGGAAUUGAAGGGACUGAAACUGGCACAAAGGCAUGGUAAAUCAAGAGUAAGAGUAGCCAGGGUUUGGAAAGAUGGAGAUGGAAAACAUCACUUUGCUGAAUGGAGUGUUAAUAUCAGUCUCCUCUCCGAUUGUAUACCUGCUUAUAUCACUGGCGAUAAUUCCGAUAUCGUUGCCACUGAUAUCGAAAAACACUCGCCAACAGUGUAUGCCAAAGCUAAGGAAUGUUCAGAGCAACUCUCAGCUGAAGAUUUUGCCAUUGUACUUGCAAAGCACUUCACUUCCUAUUAUCAGCAGGUAACUGCUGCAAUCGUUAAUAUAGUUGAAAAGCCAUGGGAACGCAUUAGCAUAAAGGGGCAACAGCAUGACCAUGGUUUUAAGCUUGGCUCUGAGAGACACACAACUGAAGUAAUGGUCGAUAAAUCGGGAAUAUUGCGCAUGACAUCUGGUAUCGAAGGAUUAUCAAUUCUGAAGACAACUCAGUCAGGUUUUGAAGGAUUCAUUAGGGACAAGUACACUAUGUUGCCUGAAACACGGGAAAGGAUGAUGGCUACAGAGGUCACUGCAUCUUGGAGGUACUCUUUUGAGUCUCUCUCAAGUCUUCCCCUGAAGCCUCUGUAUUUCACAGAGAGAUACAUGGAUGUGAAGGAGGUCCUGCUAAACACAUUCUUUGGCCCAUCUAAGGAAGGAGUAUACAGUCCUUCUGUUCAAGCCACGCUUUAUGAAAUGGCAAAGGCUGUUCUUGGAAGGUUUCCCGACAUUUCAUUCAUUCAGUUGAAGAUGCCAAAUCUCCAUUUCCUGCCAGUCAAUUUGCCAAGCAAAGAUAAUCCAGUAAUUGUUAAGUUUGAUGAUGAUGUUUAUUUGCCUACGGAUGAACCGCAUGGAACAAUUCAGGCCACUCUCAGUCGUAUUAGGUCAAAGAUGUAAAAUGCUGCUGAUCAAAGGGGGCCCAUUUUCAUUUUCUUACAUUUAAGUUGUUACCAGCCCAAAUCAACUCAAGGGGAGAAGUUCCUAGCAAGAAGCAACAACGUAACAUGGUUCUGAAACUUGGAAGUUUGCUGUACACAUGUAGACAUGGGUGUCUAAUUGUCACUGUCGUGUAAAAUAAAGAAUGUGAUAUUUGUUUCUCAAGUUCUUGGACAACAUGAUUUGUCAUUGUGAUAUAAUUGGAAUUGUGGCUAAACGAGGAACUCCCCCUCCCGAGUCGACAAUAAAUCGAUGUCUUGUUUAAGUCGUGUUGGUCAUUGUACCUUAUACUGAUUAUGUAACAGACAGCUCUGAAAAUAGUAUCAGGGGAAAAUCUCUUUUAUACUCAAGAUUGAGAUUAAAAAUCU
This is a messenger RNA of Lycium ferocissimum, 1414 nucleotides long. Its product is annotated as uricase-2 isozyme 1. The transcript is spliced from 8 exons. Gene Ontology annotation, cellular component: peroxisome. The record is from RefSeq and is a predicted model, not a curated record. Gene Ontology annotation, molecular function: urate oxidase activity. NCBI's taxonomy places the organism in Eukaryota, Viridiplantae, Streptophyta, Magnoliopsida, Solanales, Solanaceae. Gene Ontology annotation, biological process: urate catabolic process; purine nucleobase catabolic process. The coding region runs from base 78 to 1007 and encodes 309 amino acids.